Lathyrus sativus (Indian pea) is the source of this 2028-nucleotide messenger RNA. NCBI's taxonomy places the organism in Eukaryota, Viridiplantae, Streptophyta, Magnoliopsida, Fabales, Fabaceae. The record is from the annotation of a GenBank genome assembly.
AUGUCGCUAUCGGAUUCCGAAACCUCCUAUGGCGGUGGCGGUGGAUCGGAUUACAAGCCUUUUCGUCAUAUCAGCCGCGAUAGAUUAUUAUAUGAAAUGCUUAGAUCAGCCAAGUCAGGGGAUUCAAAAGCAUGGAAGGUGCUCAUAAUGGACAAAGUUACGGUGAAAGUUAUGUCACAUUCAUGUAAAAUGGCAGAUAUUACAGACCAAGAAGUUUCUUUGGUGGAAGACCUUUUCCGGAGAAGGCAACCGUUACCAUCAUUGGAUGCUGUUUAUUUCAUCCAGCCUUCAAAAGAGAAUGUGGUCAUGUUCUUGUCUGAUAUGUCUGGAAGGGAGCCGCUGUACAAGAAAGCCUAUAUAUUUUUCAGCUCACCAAUCCCAAAAGAACUUGUAAACCACAUUAAAUGUGAUACAAGUGUCUUACCACGCAUAGGUGCAUUGAGAGAGAUGAAUUUGGAAUACUUUCCAAUAGAUAGCCAGGGGUUUAUCACUGAUCAAGACACAGCACUGCAAGAACUUUAUGGAAAUGUUGACAAUGUUCGUAGAUUAAAUAGCUACUUGAAUAAUAUGGCAAUUCGAAUAGCUACAGUUUUUGCUUCAAUGAAGGAGUUACCGCAUGUAUACUAUCGUUCGGCAAAGGAAAGUGACGAGUCUGCAACAACAGUAAGUCGUGAAUUAGUUCCUACCAAGCUUGCUGAUGCAGUUUGGGACAUGGUUUCUAAAUAUAAAUCUACUAUUCCCAACUUUCCACAAAGUGAAACAUGUGACCUACUCAUUGUUGAUAGAUCCAUUGAUCAGAUUGCUCCUGUCAUUCAUGAAUGGACCUAUGAUGCUAUGUGCCAUGAUUUGUUGGAUAUGGAUGGAAAUAAAUACAUACAUGAGGUUGCCAGCAAAACAGGGGGUCCACCUGAGAAAAAGGAGGUUGUUCUAGAAGAACAUGAUUCAGUCUGGCUCGAACUUCGCCAUUCACAUAUAGCAGAUGCUAGUGAGAGAUUGCAUGAAAAGUUUACCAACUUUGUAUCAAAGAACAAAGCAGCACAACUCCAACAAAGUGGAAGAGAUGGUAGUGAAAUAUCUACGCGGGAUUUGCAAAAAAUGGUUCAAGCUUUGCCCCAAUACACUGAGCAAGUAGAAAAGAUUUCACUCCAUGUAGAGAUAGCUGGAAAGAUCAACAAAAUCAUCAGAGACACAGAUCUUCGAGAGCUUGGACAGUUGGAGCAAGAUCUUGUUUUUGGGGAUGCUGCAGCCAAGGAUGUUAUUAACUUUUUAAGAACAAAGCAGAAUACAACUCCUGAAUAUAAGUUGCGGUUGUUGAUGAUCUAUGCAUCUGUCUACCCUGAAAAGUUUGAGGGUGAUAAAGCUGUAAAGCUAAUGCAGUUGGCAAAACUAUCACCCGAUGACAUGAAAGUUAUCAGUAAUAUGCAACUGCUGGCGGGAUCAUCAAAAAAGAAGGCAUCUGAUGCUGGUGCUUUCUCACUGAAGUUCAGUAACCAGAAGACAACGCAAGCAGCACGCAAAGAUCGUACUAACGAAGAGGAAGAAACAUGGUCACUGUUUCGAUUUUAUCCUGUUAUAGAGGAACUCAUUGAAAGUCUUAAUAAGGGUGAACUGCCAAAGAGUGAAUAUGCAUGUAAAAAUGGACCAAUUCCCGUUCCCAAAGGAAACUCUGCUCGAAAUAGCAAGAGCACUCAGACAACUCCAGCUCCAACAGCCCCUCCUCAUUCAAUGAGAUCUAGGCGGACAGCCAACUGGGCUAAGUCACGUACUUCUGACGAUGGUUAUUCAAGUGACUCCACGUUAAAGAACGUAGCUGCUGAUUUCAAGAAGAUGGGAAAGAGAAUCUUUGUGUUUAUUAUUGGCGGGGCUACUCGAUCUGAGCUACGUGUUUGUCACAAACUGACAACAAAACUAAGAAGAGAAGUAAUCCUAGGCACUACCUCCAUGGAUGAUCCUCCAUACUAUCUUACGAAAUUGAAGUUAUUAUGCGACAGUAAAUUAACUCUCGCACCGGACGGCCUUGGAAUAUGA